AUGAGCUUCCCCAGAAAAAAAUCGAGUCUUGGUUAUCGCACUGGUGCGAAGAGUAAGGGCCAGGCCGGCUCUGACGGCCCUGGAACCCACUGGGAGCGGGAACUAAUGUUGGAUUCAGGGCCAUUGGCAGUUUGUGAGGGUCAAGGCCAGGGCCAGAAGCAAGGAGAGGGUGGCAAGGAGGCAGGGAUCUCAAACCCGCCAUUCCUCCAAUGGUUGUUGGAGGCCGACUCCGAGUCAGAGCCGGAACAGGAGCUGGGGCCGGAGCCGGAAAUGAUCCAGGCAGGAGCGACGGCCCUUAAGGCCUGUGAAACUCGCCCUAACACUCCUGUCUCUGACAGGGAGGGCCCCAGGGGUUCCGUUUCCCAGUUUGUUGGGGCACAUACGACCGUACUGCAGCCACAGACUCUCCAGGGUUCCAGAGCUGUACAGAGAUUUCUGAGCCCAGAAAGCCGCGCUGCAGAAGCGGCCGCCAUUUGGCCGCCGCCAGUGGAGGCUGGCCCCAACCAAAGAGGCGUGGUGGUGAACUGGGGCUCUAAGGAGUUAAUGCAGGCUUGUGCUGCCCCUUGGCUCAGGAGUCCCCCUAAGGAAGGAGGCCGAGCCCCGGGCCUCAGCAACAGAAGAGGUGCCAGACAGCAGUUGAACAUCACCACUGAUGUCCAGCGCGCCUGUGGGGAAGGCCUGGUGGGGCUGCCUUCUGACCCUGAGUCCUACGUUGAGCUCAGGGACAUGCAGACAGGGAGGGCUAGCAUUAAUCUGAAACGAGAUGGCCAGGCCAUGCAACCCACAGAAAGCCCCAGAUACUCUAUUUCUCCACGCAGGGAGAAUUUCCCUCAUGUUUCAGGCCCUUUCUCAACCACUGCCCUUUGGAGUCGCGAUAGUACCAUUGAAAGGCAGGUCGUGGGAGAGCUAGGGCCCUCUUCCCCGAAGAAAAUGCAGGCUUGGCUCUCCAGGAGGGUUGGGGGCAAGUCUAGUCCCCCUAGGGGUGCUGAUGCUGCUACUGGCAAAACAGAAGCCCUUCCUCAGGCCCUUCCUAGCAGGCAGUUAUCCCCAGGGAAGAGAUCUCUAGGGAACUCCCCUGAAGUUGUCCUGGGGACAGCCCUUUCACCUCGGAGGCGGAGACAACUGCCUGUGGAUCCAGCCACCAUCCCUCCUGUGACUGGUAUUUCACUGCUUCCGAAGCCUGGUACAUCCUCACUUGCUUGGGAACCCAAACAGUCCAAACAGGGCUCCCCUGAGAAGAAAUCUGGGGCCAGGAGGCAGACCCAGCUUGUGACUAGAGGAGACUUGGGCUCAACUAGAGCUCCAGACUCAAGGAGCCACCUUCCCUCUCAGAGGUAUAAGCAUCAUGAAUCCAGCAGUGGGGACACUGACAUCCAAGAGCCACAAGUUAUGGCUACCUUCAAGCCUUUGCCCUCAAGCCGGGGAAGUUUCACAGCCAGAGGCCUUGUGAUCUCUAGAGUCAAGCAGCCAUCUAGUCAUCAACAGACUCUGAAAAUGCCAGAGUUUCCACCUGGAAUAGAGGGCUGUCCUCGGUGUACUGUGCUAGAAGAAGAGGUGCAAGACCUUAGAAAUGAACUAGAUGAGCUUACUACAGUAGUGAUCCAGUUGAUUGGUGGAAAGUUCCAGAAUAUAUAAUGUUGAACCGGGCAUCUUCUACCAGAAAAGCAGAUGGUACCUGUGGAUGCAGGAGCUGUGUCCCAGCUGCUUUCCUCAUGUUCCUCUUCAGCCAGAGCUUCUUUUUUUGGAAGAACACUUUAUUGAAAUACUGUGUACAUAUGUGGUUUUGUUAUAUGAUUAUACAGCCAACUCCCAAAUUAAGUGGAAAGCUUUACUAGUACCCCAAGAAUCCUCACCGUUCUCGUUCUUUCUUCUUUUAAUGUGAUAAAUAUGGAUAUAUUGUUGUUUAUACAGUAUGAUUCAGUUAAACAAUAUUUGUCAUA
Molecule: messenger RNA, 1940 nt
Organism: Ochotona princeps (American pika)
Lineage: Eukaryota; Metazoa; Chordata; Mammalia; Lagomorpha; Ochotonidae
Exons: 7
Coding region: 1-1635 (544 amino acids)
Source: RefSeq, a predicted model, not a curated record